CACCACGACCUCCUGCGCAACCUGCGCCCAAUACCUGCACACCUUCCCUCCAUCCUACGACGAGAAAAGCGAGAAACCCCAGAACAAAACCCAGACCGAGACCAAGGAGAGGAGUCUGGGUUGUUGCGGGAGGGUGAUAUGUGGGAGGUGUAUACAAGUAUGUACCUCUCCUAUCCCAGUGGCAAGAAAGAGGAAAGGUAAUAGAGUUAACUAACUACUUUACUUUGUUUAAAGGGAAAUGCUAGAUUUGGGAGUUAUUGUAAGUAUACAAAGAUCUGAUUGACGAGGGGAAAAGGAAAAUAAAAUGGAAGACUAAUAACCCCCCCAAGGUCCCUUCUGUCAAAUCUCCACAACACCCACCUCCCUCCCCCAAAGUCUCCGCGACCCCCCAUCAUACACAUCACCGUCUCCAUCCACCUCCCCAUCACCCUACACCCCCUCCUCCCACCAACCCACACAAGAAAAAUCCCCAACACCCCAAACANAAAGUCUCCGCGACCCCCCAUCAUACACAUCACCGUCUCCAUCCACCUCCCCAUCACCCUACACCCCCUCCUCCCACCAACCCACACAAGAAAAAUCCCCAACACCCCAAACAGAAGACACCCUCCACUUCCUUCACCACCCCCACGACACCCUCCUCUCCCUCUCGCUUUCCUACAAAGUCCCCCUCGCCGCGUUGCGAAGAACCAAUAACCUAACAUCCGACCACCUCCUCUCCGCACGACGGACGAUCUUGAUACCGGGGGAGUUCUAUAAAGGGGGUGUAUCGCUGAGUCCGCGGCCGGUGGAGGGGGAGGAGGAGGAGCGGAGGAAGGCGAGUGUGAGGAGGUGGAUGGUGGCUUGUAAGGUUUCGGAGUGAGUUUGAGUCCUACCCUCUAUUGCAUGUGAGAAGGGGUGGUUUGGGGAGUGGAGUGGGAUGUUGGGAAGAGAAGAAAGGGAAGGCUGAUGGUGAUAGGUAUGAUGUUGCGUUACUGUACUUGCAGCAAGCGGACUACGAUCUAGACGCCGCGGUUCUAGCAUAUAAAGACGACGAUAAAUGGGAAAAGGAACACCCGAUACAAGGCAGUAUAACGGCAAAAGUGAAGACGAAGUAUGAUCUGGGAAGGAGAAGAUUCACAGGUCAGAGGUCA
Hymenoscyphus albidus is the source of this 1133-nucleotide messenger RNA. Lineage: Eukaryota; Fungi; Ascomycota; Leotiomycetes; Helotiales; Helotiaceae. The record is from the annotation of a GenBank genome assembly.